AUGAAGGACAUGCAACUCAAAAUUAACUUUCUACUUGGCCUAGUUAUGACUGCACUAGUACAAGCUGUAGAAAAAAAAGCAGAUUGUCCAGAGUCAUGUAUAUGUGAGAUCAGACCAUGGUUCACCCCCAGGUCUGUGUAUAUGGAGGCUACAACAGUGGACUGUAAUGAUUUAGGCCUUUUUAAUUUUCCAUCCAGACUGCCUGCUGACACACAAGUUCUACUUCUACAGACUAAUAAUAUUGUAAAAAUUGAACACUCAGUAAACCUUCCAGUGAAUUUAACUGCUCUAGAUUUAUCUCAGAACAAUUUAUCCUCAGUGGCCAGUUUUAAUCUUAAAAAGAUACCACAGUUGCUUUCAGUGUACCUUGAAGAAAACAAACUUACUGAACUCCCUGAAGAAUGCCUCUCUGGACUCCAAAAUUUAGAGGAGCUUUAUGUUAAUCAUAAUCUGAUUUCUGUGAUUGCACCAGGAGCUUUCAUAGGCCUCAAUAAUCUUCUCAGACUUCAUCUCAAUUCAAAUGGUCUGCAAAUGAUCAACAGGAAGUGGUUUGAAGCUACUCCUAAUCUUGAAAUUCUCAUGAUUGGAGAAAACCCAAUAAUCAGGAUCGAAGAUAUGAACUUUAAGCCUCUUAUCAAUCUGCGCAGCCUAGUUUUAGCAGGCAUAAAUCUCACUGAAAUACCAGAUAAUGCUUUUGUUGGCCUUGACAAAUUAGAAAGCAUUUCCUUUUAUGACAACAGAUUUGUUAGAGUGCCCCACAUUGCUCUUCAAAAGGCUAGAAAUCUUAAAUUUCUGGAUCUAAAUAAGAAUCCAAUUAACAGGAUACGACGAGGAGAUUUUAGCAAUAUGCUGCACCUAAAAGAAUUAGGAAUUAAUAACAUGCCAGAACUGAUUUCUAUAGAUAGUCUUGCUGUUGAUAAUUUGCCAGAUUUAAGAAAAAUAGAGGCUACCAAUAACCCCAGAUUAUCAUACAUUCAUCCAAAUGCAUUCUACAGACUUCCCAAGCUAGAAUCGCUCAUGCUCAACAGCAACGCACUGAGCGCCCUGUACCGCAAUACAAUCGAAUCCUUGCCUAACCUCAAAGAAGUUAGCAUACAUAGCAACCCCAUCCGAUGUGACUGUGUCAUCCGCUGGAUCAACAUGAAUAAAACAAACAUUCGCUUCAUGGAGCCAGAGUCCCUGUUUUGUGUAGACCCUCCUGAAUUCCAAGGCCAGAACGUGCGGCAGAUACACUUCCGGGAAAUGAUGGAAAUCUGUCUCCCUCUGAUAGCUCCUGAAAGUUUUCCAUCUACUCUGGAUUUAAAAAAUGGCAGCCAUAUUUCCUUACACUGCAGAGCAACAGCAGAACCAGAACCUGAAAUCUACUGGAUAACACCAUCAGGACACAAACUUCUGCCUAAUACUCUUUCUAAUAAGUACUACAUUCAUUCUGAAGGAACAUUAGACAUAAGUGAUGUAACACAAAAGGAAAGUGGCUUGUACACAUGUAUAGCAACAAACUUAGUUGGGGCAGACCUAAAGUCAGUCAUGAUUAAAGUGGAUGGCUCUUUUCCUCACGACAGCAGCGGAUCUUUGAAUAUUAAAGUAAAAGAUAUAAAAUCUAAUUCUGUUUUGGUUUCAUGGAAAGCAAGCUCUAAAAUUGUGAAGUCUAGUGUCAGAUGGACAGCCUUUCUGAAAGCUGAAAACUCUCAGGCUGCACAGAGCGCUCGAGUACCAUCUGAUAUAAAGGUAUAUAAUCUUACACAUCUAAAUCCAUCAACUGAAUACAGAAUUUGUAUAGAUAUUCCCACAAUCUAUUCACAGAUUAAAAAACAAUGUGUCAAUGUAACCACAAAAGGACUGGAUUUGGCAGUGAAAGGCUAUGAAAAGAACAACCUAAUAGGAUUCCUUGCCUGCAUCGGUGCUCUUCUGGGAAUCAUCUCUAUGAUAUAUAUUUACAGCUGCAUCUCACAAGAGAUGAACUAUGAUGCUGGACACAGCCACCUAAAGAAUUACCUGAAGAAACAAUCCUUUUCACUCAGUGAGCUUCAUCCUCCUCUAAUCAGUCUUUGGGACACAGGAAAAGAAAAGAGCACACCAAUGGAAGUAAAAGCAACUGUAAUAGGUGUACCAACAAAUAUGUCAUGA
This is a messenger RNA of Indicator indicator, 2127 nucleotides long. It is a transcript of the gene LRRN3, whose product is annotated as leucine rich repeat neuronal 3. The transcript has a single exon. The coding region runs from base 1 to 2127 and encodes 708 amino acids. Lineage: Eukaryota; Metazoa; Chordata; Aves; Piciformes; Indicatoridae. Gene Ontology annotation, molecular function: protein binding. The record is from RefSeq and is a predicted model, not a curated record.